Messenger RNA from Castor canadensis (American beaver), 2623 nucleotides. The record is from RefSeq and is a predicted model, not a curated record. NCBI's taxonomy places the organism in Eukaryota, Metazoa, Chordata, Mammalia, Rodentia, Castoridae.
CUCUUUCUUGGCACUCCACAGGGGCAGUCCUCCCUCAGCUCCGUCCACCUUCCCUUCUGCUGCUGAUCAAGCCCAUUAAGCUCCUACCCUGGCCACAACUAAAGGCCCCACGCCCCAGGGAGGAAACCACUGGAGACGCGUCCCUGCUCCCUGGCACCCCAAACCAUCAAUUAAUAUUAACGAGGGAAGGCAGCUGGUUGCCUAAAGACCCCCAACGGGGCUCAGAUGGCGAGAGGCCCCGCCCCAUGACUCAGGAGGUUAAAGGGCCUGGACCCAUCUGGAGCCCAGACUGUCUGAUGGAGAGCAGCAGGCGGGUCACCAUCCAGCUGGUGGACAAUGCGGCCGGGGCCAGCACUGGGGGCCCGCAGCCCUUCCGGGGCCAGAGCUACCAGGCCAUUCGAGCAGCCUGCCUGGAAUCAGGGACUCUGUUCCGUGACCCCUGCUUCCCUGCCGGUCCAGAUGCCCUUGGCUAUGACAAACUGGGGCCCGACUCUGAAAAGGCCAAAGGCGUGGAGUGGAAGCGGCCCCAUGAGUUUUGUGAUGAGCCCCAGUUCAUCUGUGAAGACAUGACACGUACUGAUGUGUGCCAGGGGAGCCUGGGAAACUGCUGGUUCCUGGCAGCCGCGGCCUCCCUCACUCUGUACCCCCGUCUGCUGUAUCGGGUGGUCCCCCCUGGACAGGGUUUCCAAGAUGGCUAUGCAGGUGUCUUCCACUUCCAGCUCUGGCAGUUUGGCCGCUGGGUGGACGUUGUGGUGGACGACCGGCUGCCCGUGCGUGAGGGGAAACUAAUGUUCGUGCACUCGGAACAGCGGAACGAGUUCUGGGCCCCGCUCCUGGAGAAGGCCUACGCCAAGCUCCACGGCUCCUACGAGGCGAUACGAGGGGGUCACAUGAACGAGGCCUUUGUGGACUUCACCGGCGGCGUGGGCGAGGUGCUCUACCUGAGACAGAACACACCAGGCCUCUUCUCCGCCCUUCGCCACGCGCUGGUCAAGGAGUCCCUUGUGGGCGCCACUGCCCUGAGUAAUCAGGGUGAGUACCGCACAGAAGAGGGGCUGGUGAAAGGACACGCGUAUUCAGUCACGGGCACACACAAGGUGUCCCUGGGGUUCACCAAGCUGAGGUUGCUGAGGCUGCGGAACCCCUGGGGUCGAGUAGAGUGGACUGGGCCCUGGAGUGACAGUUGCCCACGCUGGGAUGCACUCCCCUCGGAAUGGCGAGAUGCCUUGCUGGUGAAGAAGGAGGACGGCGAGUUCUGGAUGGAGCUGCAGGACUUCCUCAGCCACUUCAACACCGUCCAGAUCUGCUCGCUGAGCCCCGAGGUGCUGGGCCCCAGCCCGGCGGGGGGCGGCUGGCACAUCCACACCUUCCAGGGACGCUGGGUGCGAGGCUUCAACUCUGGCGGGAGCCAGCCCGGUGCUGACACCUUCUGGACCAAUCCCCAGUUUCGGCUGACGCUGCUGGAGCCUGACGAGGAGGAGGACGACGACGACGACGAGGAGAGGCCCUGGGGAGGCUGGGGGACAGCCGGGGCGCGGGGCCCAGCGAGGGGGGGCCGCGUCCCCAAGUGCACGGUCCUCUUGUCGCUCAUCCAGCGCAACCGCCGGUGCCUAAGGGCCAAGGGCCUCACUUACCUCACCGUGGGCUUCCACGUGUUCCAGAUUCCAGAAGAGGUGCUGGGCCUCUGGGACUCGCCGCGCAGCCGCGAGCUCCUGCCGGGCCUGCUGCGCGCCGACCGCUCCGUCUUCUGCGCCCGCCGCGACGUGAGCCGCCGUUGUCGCCUGCGCCCCGGUCACUACCUGGUGGUGCCCAGUGCUGCCCGCGCAGGCGACGAGGCUGACUUCACGCUGCGCAUCUUCUCCGAGCGCAGCCACACCGCAGUGGAGAUCGAUGACGUGAUCAGCGCAGAUCUGGAGGCCCUCACGGUCCCCUACCAGCCGCUGGAUUUGGAGCUGGUGCAGCUGUUUCUGGAACUGGCUGGGGAGGAGGAGGAACUUGGUGCAUCCCAGCUCCAGACCUUAUUAAGCAUUGCCCUGGAGCCUGCCAGGGCCAACACCAGGACUGUGGGAGAGAUUGGGCUGAGGACCUGUGAGCAGUUGCUGCGGUGUUUUGGGCAUGGGAGAAGCCUGGCCCUGUACCACUUCCAGGAGCUAUGGGGCCACCUCCUGAUGUGGCAGGCCACAUUUGACAAGUUUGAUGAGGAUGCAUCGGGGACCAUGAACUCCUACGAGCUGAGGCUAGCGCUGAAUGCUGCAGGCUUCCACCUGAACAACCAGCUGACCCAGGCCCUCACCAGCCGCUACCGGGACAGCCGGUUGCGUGUGGACUUUGAGCGCUUUGUGUCCUGCGUGGCCCAACUCACUUGCAUCUUCCGCCACUGCAGUCAGCAUCUGGAUGGGGGUGAGGGAGUUGUCUGCCUGACCCACAGACAGGUGAGCCUGGGCUGCGGGAUAGGGUGGCUCCAGGGCCAUUUGGGACGUGGCCUCAGGCCUGCCUCUGCCUUCUUCUCGCCCAGUGGUCAGAGGUAGCCACCUUCUCCUAGGAGAGGCUGGGAGCUUGGAGUGCUGUGCGUCCCUGCCUGUUGUGGUGGUGGCAGCUGGACGUGGACGAGCACCUGUCUGGG